Molecule: messenger RNA, 1096 nt
Organism: Trichechus manatus latirostris (Florida manatee)
Lineage: Eukaryota; Metazoa; Chordata; Mammalia; Sirenia; Trichechidae
Gene: ORMDL2
Product: ORMDL sphingolipid biosynthesis regulator 2
Exons: 4
Coding region: 178-639 (153 amino acids)
Biological process (GO): intracellular sphingolipid homeostasis; sphingolipid biosynthetic process; ceramide metabolic process
Cellular component (GO): endoplasmic reticulum membrane
Source: RefSeq, a predicted model, not a curated record
CGAACGACAGAAAUGACAACCAAUUGUGCGUCCCCAUUCCAGAUCGCCAGCCAAUGGGUAGUGGCAGCGCUGAUUCUGUUCCACCAAUAGGAAGAGUGCAAAUGGGCGAGUGCGGCUGCUUCCUGGAAACUACAGGUGUGGAAGGGAGCGCUGCGCCCCAGGAGGGAAGCUGUCAGGAUGAAUGUGGGGGUGGCGCACAGCGAAGUAAACCCAAACACCCGAGUGAUGAAUAGUCGGGGCAUCUGGCUGGCCUACAUCAUCUUGGUAGGACUGCUGCAUGUGGUUCUACUCAGCAUCCCCUUCUUCAGCAUUCCUGUUGUCUGGACCCUGACCAACGUCAUCCAUAACUUGGCUAUGUAUGUCUUCCUACAUACAGUGAAAGGGACACCCUUUGAGACCCCUGACCAAGGAAAAGCUCGGCUACUGACACACUGGGAGCAGAUGGACUAUGGGCUCCAGUUUACCUCUUCCCGCAAGUUCCUCAGUAUCUCUCCUAUUGUACUCUACCUCCUGGCCAGCUUCUAUACCAAGUAUGAUGCUGCUCACUUCCUCGUCAACACAGCCUCACUGCUCAGUGUACUACUGCCUAAGUUGCCCCAGUUCCAUGGGGUUCGUCUCUUUGGCAUCAACAAGUACUGAGGGAUGGGGCGUGGGACAGUGCCACAGGCAUGGGGAAGACAUUGGAACAAAGGGCUGUAACAUGCAUCCCUUCUUCUCUAUACUAUCUGCUAUAUCUUGAAAGCCUAACAACUAUACACCCUUUCCCACAUUCCCAGGAGGACACUGGCAUAUGGGGCUCCAUGGGCCCAGCCAUGCUAGGGGCAGGUUUCUUUGAGUCAGGAAGGGCAGAUGAGUUAAGGGCCAAAUCCCCUCUGCUCCACAGCAGGAAGCCAUGUUUGGGCAGCUUGUUUGGUGAUUUUCUAUAUAUUUCACCCCCAGCACCUUCCAGCUAUGUUUUGCUGUAUAUCUUCCUUAUAAUAAAGAUACUUUUUUCAGAUAUGGCUACUAUUUGGUAAGCAGGAAGAGUAGGGAGAUGUUCUCAUAAGGCAGGGGAAGAAAGGGAGUAUUUGACUGUGUAAAACUUCUCUAAACUAUU